Halteromyces radiatus is the source of this 2302-nucleotide messenger RNA. RefSeq lists its product as uncharacterized. The record is from RefSeq and is a predicted model, not a curated record. The coding region runs from base 43 to 2244 and encodes 733 amino acids. The transcript has 12 exons. NCBI's taxonomy places the organism in Eukaryota, Fungi, Mucoromycota, Mucoromycetes, Mucorales, Cunninghamellaceae.
GAUUUACGCUCUUUUUUUUUUUCUUUCCCUCUUCACUCCAUUAUGGAAGAGGACGAGGAGCAUUUCAAUGACGACAUUGACCUAUUAAGGAUUUUAGAACAAGCAGAGGUAGAAUACAGCAACACACAACAACAACAACGACAAUUGCAACAAAGACACCAAGUCUAUGCCAAUACUACGAAUACCGACCAAAUCUCUUUAUACAAAGAUACUUGCAACGAACAACACGCGACUACUAUCGAUCAGAAACGUGUAAUCGAUGAAGGAUCAAGAUCGAACUGGGAACCCAGUGAAACUUUAAAUUACUUUACUAAUGAUGCACCGACUCAUACAAGUACAACAGGAAAGAUGGACACAACUUUUCAACAGUCGCAACAAUUACAAUACAAACGAAUGCAAGAAUUAGAAUUGGAAACGGCACUACGAAACGCAGACCGACUUCGUGCCGAGCUGGCCUUCAAGGAACAAGAAUUAGAAACUACAAAAGCAGGACUGAGGGAAGCCAAACAAAAAUUACAACAAGCAUCUCAAAAGGAUUGGAUGGAUGUAGAUCAACCGACAAAACCAGUUACCAAUCCUACUACUAGUACCACUAUUAUGGACCCUGGAUCGGAAUCAGAAAGUAGCAACAUGAACAACCAAAACAAACGAUAUUCAAGUUUCCCUUCCUUGAAUAAUCGACUUUUUGGGUUAAAGCGACCACGAUUAUCAACAUCUCCAUCACCUGCAUCAACAACAUCAGUGAAGAUUGAACCAACUUCAACAUCUCCCAAAUUCACUAUAUCAUCACAAGUGUCACAACCUGUGGCAACACAUCUCUCCCAAGUGGAAACAAAGCGACGACGUGAAAAGAACCAACAAUCAAUCGAUAGAGCUGUCAAUACUGAAGUACCACAGAUAACCAAAAAAGAUCAAGAUAUGCCAGAUGAUUUCAUCAGAUGUUUGAACGAACUGACGGUCUUACAGGUACAACGUGAAGAACCAGGACGACAGGUUCAUUUGGGAAUUCAAGAGAUACAAGAUCGUCUUAUUCAAUGUCUUAGGCCACCUCAAAUGAUUACAGAAACGGACGCCAGUUUGACAGGUCUUGCCUAUGAUAUAUCUGGAUGUGUUUCUCGGGUGAAUGAGACAGGCGUCAAACCAACAUUAUCCCAGCUCCUUGUGAUCUUGCGUUUUUAUACCAAACUCUGUGUUCAAGAAGAAAAGCAUAUGUUGUUUUUACGGGCGGCGGAUCUUUUAUGUGUGUUAGUGAUGCAAUAUUCUGAUCAUAUCAUUACACACCUUCUUCAAGAAAUGCUUGGGGCUGGUGAUCAAUCUACACUUCAAUAUCUGGCCAAAGGAUUAGUACUAUUACCACUUAGAAAUGCGGAUGAAGGACUUUGCGAGUCUAUUUUUCUGCAGAGAUUACCGGAUAUGAACCAAAUGGAGUACCACAAAAUCAAGAAUCUUUUACAAGACUAUACGCUCGGACCUUCUGAUGCUCAAAUGUUAUUGACAGGUGUCACCUCCUCUCAAGCACAAGAAACAACUUCAAACAUUCUGAAAUUAUUCACUCAUGUGAUCUUUUACCUAUGUAACAAUGGUGGGAAAAAGUUUAUAGAAGACUCUCAAUCAGCAAAAAGAUUCUUAUUUCUAUUGGAUGAAAAGGGCUUCAUGGAUAUCAUUACUACUCGAAAACCACUUGCUACAGCUAACGAAGCUCUCUUAGUAAUACAUGCUCUACUUCUGGAUGGGAACACAAGUUGGCUAUAUCAAGAGAAAUACAAACCUUUAUUGAAAAACAUAUCAGCCCUUAUGACUUCUCCAAGACCCUGUUAUCAACUUGAAUUAGAGUGGUAUGAUAUCAGAUCAGUAUCGAUGGGGAUAUAUAGCAAGAUCAUGUCAGUUCAUCCAACUCCUCUUUCUUUGGACAAUACACUCAAUUUGGUUCUUAUGUCUGCCAUUUAUAUCCUCAAUAAUGAAUGUUUACGUAUUCAAGAAGGUAUGCAACCUCCUUUUGAAUCUGUCCCCAUUGAAGAAUCGAAAAUUGUUUUGAUGGAAGCCAUCUCAUUGAUGAAACAAGUCCUUGAUGUAUAUCCUGUUCUUCUUGAUCAUGAAGAAGAUGGUGUUUAUAUACAAAUUCUAGCUGCAUUAAAAAUGGCAUCUGAUAUUAUCGGCAUGACCUGGCAUAGCAAUCAUGAUCAAGUACAUUCUCUUUUGACAAGUCUUGGCAAAAUCCUCCAUAAAAAACAAAAACAAUUAUAGUUUAGGUUGAUAUUGUAUAUAUAUGUAUAUUUGUAGAUAAAUAAAUAAAUAAAUAGAU